GCCGUUUCCAUGGUGAUCAAAUAUGGCGCCGGGAAGUCCAUCCAUCCUGUCGUCCACUCCUCUGCAGAUCCUCUUCUACCUGAACCGCUGGUACUUCAGCGCCUUCAUCCUGGCGGAGAUCCUCAUGUUCAUCUAUAAACUUCUCAUCCUCCCGUACCCGACUGAUAACGCAGUUCUGGACCUGGUUCUGCUCUUCUUCUUCCUCUGUCUGGAGAUCCUCAGACUCUUCUACGGUCAGAAGGGGAACCUGUGUGAGCGUCCCCUCUACUCGGGCCUGUCGCUCUUCGUCCUGCUGCCUUGCUCCGCCUUGGCCGUUUACUACCUGCUGCUGCAGACGUUCGUCCUGAGGCUGGAGCUGGUCCUGAACGCCGUCCUGCUCUGCUUCUACGUCCUCCAGUUCCUGCUCGGACUCCUGUCACUCUCCUCGUUCUCCAGGUCCAGAGUUUACUGAAGCAGAACCACAGACCGACAUCCGACUGGAAAUACGACACAAACUGAUCCAGUAUGUGGACAAAAGUAUGUGGACACGUUGGACCCAGGUGUUUGUGUUCUAACAGGAGUCUGGGAUCCAAAACAAUAAGGACGAAUGUCAGAACAGAGUUUCAUAUGAUGGGAUAAAUGUCAUUGGUUAGUUUGGGUUAAAUUGUUAUAUUUGUUUCCAAAACGACUCAGAGAUGGUUUGGACUGAAUUUAUAUCAACAUUUAUUUA
Sphaeramia orbicularis (orbiculate cardinalfish) is the source of this 709-nucleotide messenger RNA. RefSeq names its product transmembrane protein 216-like. Gene Ontology annotation, biological process: non-motile cilium assembly. The record is from RefSeq and is a predicted model, not a curated record. The coding region runs from base 23 to 451 and encodes 142 amino acids. The transcript has 6 exons. Gene Ontology annotation, cellular component: ciliary transition zone. NCBI's taxonomy places the organism in Eukaryota, Metazoa, Chordata, Actinopteri, Kurtiformes, Apogonidae.